AUGGGUUCAAAAUGCUUAUUCUCCUCUCUCCUGAUCUUGUUAGCUUGGAUCAUCACCUUUCCUAUAUGCCCAACAACUGGAGCAUCAUUAGCUAAGCCAGGAUGCAGUGAUUCCUGUGGCAAUGUUCUCAUCCCCUACCCAUUCGGGCUAAGUCGUCGCUGCGCUGUCAAUCAAUCAUACAUCAUAAUUUGCAAUUCUUCCAAGCCAUAUCUAAGCAACCUCAAUCUUGAAGUGUUGAACAUAUCGUUAGAAAACCAAACAGUCACAGUAAAUUCCUCGUUAGCUAGUUUUUGCAACGCUGAUCAAGCCCAGAGAAAUGGUAGCAGCACCAGCUGGAUUAGCUCCGAUCUUGCCGGAACCCCUUUCUUCUACUCACAAAUAUACAACAAAAUGAUGCUUUUUGGGUGUGGAAAUGCUGUACUAAAUCAAGCAGACAACAAGAUCUUGUCCGGUUGCACGUCCACUUGUGAAUUCAUCGCUUCUGAUCUAGCAACUUAUAGUUCAUCGAGGUGUUAUGGGGUGAAUUGUUGUGAAACAAUAAUUCCUUUCUACCUCUCAAAAUACAAUCUGAAUUUCAGGGGUUCAAGAUUCAACAGAUCAGGACAGUGCUCAACUACGUUUUUGGUGGAUCAAAACUGGUUACCAGAGAAAUUUUCAGAAUCCUUGCAAUUUAUUCCGGUUGUUUUGGCCUGGACUCUAUCACAAGCUGAUGCGACCGCCGUUGUUAAUUGUACUUACGUCAGUGGCUCUUUUUACUUGGAUUCCGGGGAACAUGUGGAAAAUUUUGUAUGUGCAUUUUGCGGCUCAGAUAUCAAUCCAUACCUACAAUCAGAAUGCGGCAGCCCUAGUAAGAUAUCAAAAUAUGGGUUUCUAUUUCCAUUCUUUUCUUGUUACUUUUCUGCAUCUGAUUAA
This is a messenger RNA of Coffea eugenioides, 912 nucleotides long. RefSeq names its product wall-associated receptor kinase-like 6. The record is from RefSeq and is a predicted model, not a curated record. NCBI's taxonomy places the organism in Eukaryota, Viridiplantae, Streptophyta, Magnoliopsida, Gentianales, Rubiaceae. Bases 1 to 912 code for a protein of 303 amino acids. The transcript has a single exon. Gene Ontology annotation, molecular function: polysaccharide binding.